Messenger RNA from Fimicolochytrium jonesii, 1271 nucleotides. RefSeq lists its product as uncharacterized. The annotation marks the transcript as partial. The record is from RefSeq and is a predicted model, not a curated record. The transcript is spliced from 4 exons. Lineage: Eukaryota; Fungi; Chytridiomycota; Chytridiomycetes; Spizellomycetales; Powellomycetaceae. Gene Ontology annotation, cellular component: transcription factor TFIID complex. Gene Ontology annotation, molecular function: protein heterodimerization activity. Gene Ontology annotation, biological process: transcription initiation at RNA polymerase II promoter.
UACACCAACAAUACCUCUCAGAAUUGAUCCAGUUGACGGAAUCUCAAACCGCUGACUUGCACGCCGCCUUCCAAUAACACGCCGCUCUCCCCGCCACCCCCACCACCAACCACAAUCUGAUUAACGAGCUCGAACGCGAGCACGCAGAGCUAUUAGCGGAACUGACCCGCCUUCGUGAGCGCGCGACACAGUCGCUGGAUAACUUCACAAAGGAGGUGGUCCAGCCGCUCACGGCUUUGAAGGGAGAGGUAGAGGAGGCGACAAGGACAAAGACUUAUCGGCUGGGGGAGUGAUCAUUCCCCGAGGGAUGGGAAAUAUGGAGACGGCUGUGUGUAUGAAGGCGGUUGCGCAGGUGCUGAGGGUGUCGGGGUUUGGCGGGGCAGAGAAAGAGGCGUUUGAUUUGUUGGUGGAGACUUAUACUCUGUACAUGCAUGACCUUUUCAGUCGCACAAAAGCCUACACCGAAUUUGGCUUACGUACUCAACCGACGUUGAACGAUGUGCUCCUGGGGAUGGCUGACAUGGGCAUCUCGCUGCCCGGGCUCGAUGAGUAUCUCGCGUAUUGCGAAAGCAGGGGUGGGCAAUCUGAUAUCCGCAUCCCCACGCCGACCCGUAGCGAACCCGCCGAAUUGAUUCCCAUCUCGUACGAAUCGGACAACUUCACCUACAUUGAAACUGCCGCAUCUGCUACUACUGCUGCGUGCCCACAACACCUGCCACCAUUUCCCAACCCCCACACCUACAUUCACAAUGAGCUUACGGUGGAAAGCAAAGACCCAUCACAACUCCGCGCCCGAGCAGCCGCGGAGUCAAGACAGGUUGAAAUGAAUCUGACACGUUUCUUGUCUGAUGCUGCAGGGAGAAGGAAGAAUGCGCAUAACCUUCAUUUUCCACAACAACAACAAUGUGUAACAAACGCAAAAGCACCGAAGAGUGUAACUAUCGCCCUUCCCGCUGAACAACAACAAAAGCUUCGGGACCAGGCUCCGGAUCAGACACUUCCAGUGAACUAUGAGAGUGGGUGGAGGCGCAAGAGGCGGAGGAUACGGAGUGGGGAGUAGUAGAAGUAGUACUUGAGCGGGUUUGUAGAUAGGGUGGGAAAGAUCAAGAUCAAAUGGGAAAAUGGAAGCGUGGGACCGCUGGGGAAAGUUACAUUUUUGGGGAGACUAGGAGCUGCUGUAUGAGGAAUGGGUUAAGCGAAUGUGCGCUCAUGCAUCUAUGUAAAUACUCUGUGUAUCUACAGUACAGUAGUGGGAGGAACGAAGGAAGACA